CAUAUGGAGAAAACAACACAACACAUGAUGAAGCCAAGUUUCCUAAUGUUGGCCAACUAUACUAAAUUACAAAAAUAUUGAGAUAGGGAGAACAUAAAACUCAAUGAAAACCAAAGAGACUCAUUGUUAAAAACAAUGCUCAAACAACUCCUUCUCUACUAGAUUUUUUGUUAGCUUUUUAGUUGGCCUGUCUAUUCAUUCAACAUAACCAAACCCUCUUUGAUCCUCCAACCUACCGUAGAGCAGAAAAGAAGAAAACCCAUUUAAAGAAAACUUGCAAAUUAAAAGGAGAAGCAAUUGCCUUGUUCACUAAGCUCAUUCACAACCCAAUCUCCCAUCUCCCUUCUCAAUGGAAGAUAACCCAAGAAUUCCCAUGGAAACUGCUGCAAAGAUCAUCAGAAGAUCAAUCUACACUUUCCUUCAAAACUAUCAAUUCUUCACCUCAGUUGCAGCUCUUCUUGCCUUCCCUUUUUCUGUCUCAAUUCUGCUCUCUCAAGCCUUAGUCCCCUCUUCAACAUAUCUCUUGCCAACGGUUUACAAUCGCUUGCAGAAUCUCUUCCUUGCUGCAGGAUUCCCACUGUCAUCAGAGUUCUUCACCAUUCUUAAUCUCAAGCUAUCUCAAACAAUCUCUUCAUCAAUCUUCACUCUUCCCUUCACCCUCACUUUCUUUCUUUUUGCAAAAGCAUCUGUCAUUCAAGCUCUUAAUCGCCAUAAACAAUCUUCGCCACCUUCUUGUAUUUCCAUUUUUAAUCCUCUCCUCUUCACCUAUGUCUGCAACUCCAUCUUGAUCAUCUCUGCGAAUGCAACAGCCUUCUGUCUUUUAUUCAUUUCUUUCAACUUUCUUGAAGGAUUUGGCUUCUCUUCGCGCAACAAUCUUCUCCUCCUUUCAGCGGCUGGAAUAGUUCUUUAUUCUGUUCUUCUUGCCAAUGCACUCAUAAUAAGCAAUUUUUCUUUGGUUUUAUCCGGCACAGAAAGAUCCAGCGGAUGCCUGGCGAUUCUCAAGGCCUGUGUAAUGAUUCGUGGAAGGACUGCAACAGCACUGGCGCUUGCCCUGCCUGUCAAUUUAGCACUGGCUGGGAUUGAGGCUCUGUUUCAAUACAGAAUUGUGAGAGCUUCUCAUAGAGGCCAGACACCUUCUUCUUUGAUGGCUCUUGAAGGGAUGUUAAUCGCAUACAUGUAUUCCAUCAUUCUUGUUCUUGAUACAAUUGCUACGUGCAUCUUCUUCAAAACCUGUAAGCAAAGUUCUUGCGUGGAUCAAGAAGGCAGGUACCCUUACAAGAUUGAAAUUGCAGGAGAAGAUAUUAAUGCUGGUCAUGUAAGCUUAAAGGUCUCGCACGAGCUUCCGUAAAUUAUACAGUGAGAGAGAUAUACAAGGACAGGAUCAAUUUUUUUUUUUUAGUCUUCUUUUUUUUUAUAGAAAAGAUUCAUGGAAAGUAGCUUUUUUCAAUAGCUUCAGGGAAAAUCAGGCUACUUCUUGGAAAAAUAAAGAUCCACAGGUGAGAUAAACUCAUCACCCAGAAGCAACAAGGGAAAAACAUACAGAAUUUGUCCAAUUUCCUUCUCUCCAAAUAUCCCAGUCAAUUUUCUUUUAUUUUCUUCCCCCCUCAACAUGUUCAUUUGUAUAUUGAAAGUGUUACAUUGCGAAUCAAUGAAAGCUUUUUUUCCCC
Molecule: messenger RNA, 1667 nt
Organism: Manihot esculenta (cassava)
Lineage: Eukaryota; Viridiplantae; Streptophyta; Magnoliopsida; Malpighiales; Euphorbiaceae
Exons: 1
Coding region: 350-1348 (332 amino acids)
Source: RefSeq, a predicted model, not a curated record